Messenger RNA from Xylona heveae TC161, 1536 nucleotides. RefSeq names its product glucose-6-phosphate dehydrogenase. Gene Ontology annotation, biological process: pentose-phosphate shunt, oxidative branch; glucose metabolic process. The record is from RefSeq and is a predicted model, not a curated record. Bases 1 to 1536 code for a protein of 511 amino acids. The transcript has 9 exons. Gene Ontology annotation, cellular component: cytosol. Gene Ontology annotation, molecular function: NADP binding; glucose-6-phosphate dehydrogenase activity. NCBI's taxonomy places the organism in Eukaryota, Fungi, Ascomycota, Xylonomycetes, Xylonales, Xylonaceae.
AUGGCGGACACACUUGUUCACCAGGACGAGCCGUCCUCUGCUGGCAACUUUGAGUUGAAGGAGAACACCACCAUCAUCGUUCUCGGAGCUUCGGGUGAUUUGGCGAAGAAGAAGACGUUCCCCGCUUUGUUCGGUCUGCACCGGAAUAACUUCCUCCCCAAGGGAGUGAAGAUUGUCGGAUAUGCGCGGACAAAGAUGGACCCCGACGAGUUCCUGAAGCGGGCCGUUUCUUACAUCAAGACUCCUGUCAAGGAGAUGGAGGAACAGCUUCAGGACUUCCGCAAGAUCCUUUCCUACCAGUCUGGUCAGUAUGAUCAGGCCGACUCCUUUGUUCAGCUCAACAAGCACCUUGAGGAGGUGGAGGGCGGUCGUGAGGAGCGGAACCGUGUCUUCUACAUGGCCCUCCCCCCCAGCGUUUUCAUCAGUGUCUCGGAGCAGCUCAAGAAGCACUGCUAUCCUAAGAAGGGAAUUGCUCGUAUCAUCGUCGAGAAGCCCUUCGGCAAGGACCUUGCUAGCUCGCGCGACUUGACAAAGGCUCUUGAGCCCAACUGGCGAGAGGAUGAGAUCUUCCGUAUUGAUCACUACCUCGGCAAGGAGAUGGUCAAGAACCUUCUCAUCCUUCGAUUUGGUAACGAGUUCUUUGGUGCUACCUGGAACCGCCGACACAUCGACAACGUGCAGAUUUCGUUCAAAGAGCCUUUCGGUACCGAAGGCCGUGGUGGCUACUUCGACGAGUUUGGCAUCAUCCGUGACGUUAUGCAGAACCACUUGCUUCAGGUCCUGACUCUGCUCGCUAUGGAGAGACCGAUCUCGUUUUCUGCUGAGGACAUUCGUGACGAAAAGGUCCGUGUUCUGCGAGGCAUCCCCCCGAUCGAGCCCAAGAACGUCAUCAUCGGCCAGUACGGGCGCUCGCUGGAUGGCGACAAGCCUGGCUACAAGGAGGACGACACUGUCCCGAAGGAGUCCCGCUGCCCCACUUUCUGCGCCCUGGUGGCCUAUAUUAAAAACGAGCGGUGGGACGGUGUUCCUUUCAUCCUCAAGGCUGGCAAGGCUUUGAACGAACAAAAGACUGAGAUCCGUAUCCAAUUCAAGGAUGUUACUUCUGGUAUCUUCAAGGACAUUCCCCGCAACGAGCUCGUCAUCCGAGUCCAGCCCAACGAGAGUGUCUACAUCAAGAUGAACUCCAAGCUGCCCGGUCUCAGCAUGCAGACAGUCGUGACGGAACUUGAUUUGACUUACCGCCGCCGCUUCUCGGACCUGAAGAUCCCCGAGGCCUACGAGUCGCUCAUCCUUGACGCCUUGAAGGGUGAUCACUCCAACUUCGUCCGUGACGACGAGCUCGACGCUAGCUGGAGAAUCUUCACUCCUCUCCUCCACUAUCUUGACGACAACCAUGAGAUUAUCCCUAUGGAAUACCCCUAUGGCUCCCGUGGCCCCGCUGUGCUUGACGACUUCACCUCGUCGUACGGCUAUAAGUUCAGCGACGCCGCUGGCUACCAGUGGCCUGUUACUGACACGACCCCCAACAAGCUAUGA